Aspergillus terreus NIH2624 is the source of this 1188-nucleotide messenger RNA. Its product is annotated as putative transsulfuration enzyme family protein. Gene Ontology annotation, cellular component: cytoplasm. Bases 1 to 1188 code for a protein of 395 amino acids. Gene Ontology annotation, biological process: transsulfuration. The record is from RefSeq and is a predicted model, not a curated record. NCBI's taxonomy places the organism in Eukaryota, Fungi, Ascomycota, Eurotiomycetes, Eurotiales, Aspergillaceae. The transcript has 2 exons. Gene Ontology annotation, molecular function: pyridoxal phosphate binding; carbon-sulfur lyase activity.
AUGGCACCAUCCGGCAAUUAUCACGAUUCCACUCGAGCAUUGCACGCCGACGAUCCUCUAAACCGAGUGACCGAUGUUGCUCCCCCCAUUCAUCUUUCCACCACAUUCAGAUAUCCUCAUGAGCCGGAGAAUCUAUUACCGUCCGAGGACCCUGUCGAAGAGUUCGAUGGCCACAACUAUGUGUACUCUCGGGAAUUCGCGCCCAAUGCAUCCCGCCUGGAGGCUGUCCUAUCGUCCCUCCUGAACGGUCGCGCAAUUAGCUACGCUACCGGCUUAGCCGCUCUCCAAGCGGCCUUGAUCCUGCUCAACCCGCGCCGCAUCGCCGUCGGCGAAGGCUACCAUGGCUCUCACGAAGUCAUUUCCGUGAUUUCCCGUCUGUCAGGACUACAGAAGCUUCCUCUCGACUGUCCCGCGGAGAGCCUGGAGGCCGGCGACGUCGUCCUCCUCGAGACACCCGUCAACCCGCUGGGAACGGCCUUUAGCAUUGAGGCCUACGCACAGAAGGCCCACAGCCGAGGCGCUUACCUUAUUGUCGACAGCACCUUUGCUCCUCCAGGCCUGCAGGACCCGUUCCUGUGGGGUGCGGAUCUCGUCGUGCACUCCGGGUCCAAGUAUUUCGGCGGCCAUAGCGACCUCCUUUGUGGCGUGCUGGCGACCCAGCGCAAGGACUGGGAGAAGCAGCUGUUCGCGGACCGGCUCGCGCUUGGGAACGUCCUGGGGAACCUGGAGAGCUGGUUGUGUCUGCGCAGUCUGCGGACACUGGAGCUCCGUGUGCAGCGUGCCAGUCAGAGCUGCGGUCGGCUGGUGGCGUGGCUGCAUCAGGCGAUGAAUACCCCCAACCCUGGGGCGGGUAGCGAGGAGUCCGUCGUGCAGUCGGUCUUGCAGAAGAUCUACCAUGCCAGUCUCCAGGCGGAACCUUGGCUGCAGAAGCAGAUGCCGAAUGGGUUUGGUCCGGUGUUCUCAAUUGUCUUGCAGCGCGAAGAGUUUGCUUGCGUGUUGCCGAGUAAGCUGGGGUUGUUCCAGCAUGCAACGAGUCUGGGGGGUGUGGAGUCACUGAUUGAGUGGCGGGCUUUGUCCGAUAGUAGGGUGGACCGGAGACUAUUGAGAAUUAGUGUUGGACUGGAGAAUUGGGAAGAUUUGAAGAAUGAUCUACUGCGGGCUUUUAAGGCUGUGCAGGAGGGGGCUUGA